Messenger RNA from Trifolium pratense (red clover), 1831 nucleotides. RefSeq names its product tryptophan--tRNA ligase, cytoplasmic. Gene Ontology annotation, biological process: tryptophanyl-tRNA aminoacylation. The record is from RefSeq and is a predicted model, not a curated record. The transcript is spliced from 11 exons. Gene Ontology annotation, cellular component: cytoplasm. Gene Ontology annotation, molecular function: ATP binding; tryptophan-tRNA ligase activity. Bases 387 to 1592 code for a protein of 401 amino acids. Lineage: Eukaryota; Viridiplantae; Streptophyta; Magnoliopsida; Fabales; Fabaceae.
UGAUUUCGAAUAGGGUCGACAAAUUUACUCUCAUGCGAGGAAAAGACAUCAAGAUAUGCUUCCACCACACUCUGCAUGUUGCCAAUGAUGCCCAAUGUGUAGUAACGGGUCAUUGAAUUCAUCUUUACGUUAAUUUCUCUCUUUUUUAAGGAUUUUAAGAUGAUCAAUCAAAUAAGGAAAAUUACGAAACUACCCCCUGGUAUUUAAACAGAGUUACAAGUAUAUCCUCCAAACCCUUUCUUUCCCUGUUACGCAUCGUAUUCUUCUUUCUUCGUUCUUCGUUCUUCGUUCUUGUCAGUUUGUUUGAAAGUAGGGUUAACUGACUGACUUCAUCCUCAUCACUUCUUUGUGAGCAACAUCCCUUGGUGAGUGAGAGAGAGAGAGAAAUGGAACCAUCCCAAACAACCAAUGAACAACAAGAGGAGGAGCAACUGGUUACUCCAUGGGAAGUUUCUGCUAGAGACGGAGGCAAAAUUGAUUACGACAAACUCAUUGACCGUUUUGGUUGCCAAAGAAUCGAUCAAUCUCUUGUUCAACGUGUCGAACGCCUCACUUCUCAUCCCGCUCACGUCUUCCUCCGUCGCAAUGUUUUCUUCGCUCAUCGUGAUUUUGCUGAGGUUUUGGAUGCAUAUGAGAAAGGAGAGAAAUUUUAUUUGUAUACAGGACGUGGACCUUCCUCUGAAGCUUUGCAUUUGGGUCAUUUGAUUCCAUUCAUGUUCACCAAGUAUUUGCAAGAUGCUUUUAAGGUUCCUCUGGUUAUACAGCUCACUGAUGAUGAGAAGUUCUUGUGGAAAAAUCUUACUAUAGAGGAGUGCCAAAGACUUGCGAGGGAGAAUGCAAAGGAUAUCAUUGCUUGUGGUUUUGACAUAUCAAAGACAUUCAUCUUCAAUGAUUUCGAUUAUGUUGGCGGUGCCUUCUACAGGAACAUGGUACAGGUUGCAAAGCGUGUCACUUAUAACCAGGCUGUUGGCAUUUUUGGGUUCACUGGGGAAGAUCAUAUUGGAAAAGUUAGUUUUCCACCUGUGCAGGCAGUUCCAUCAUUUCCUAGUUCUUUUCCUCAUCUAUUCAAAGGCAAAGAGAAUCUCCGUUGUUUAAUUCCUUGUGCAAUUGACCAGGAUCCUUAUUUUAGAAUGACACGAGAUGUUGCUCCUCGAAUUGGUUACCACAAGCCUGCUUUGAUUGAAUCUUUAUUCUUCCCUGCAUUACAGGGGGAAACAGGAAAAAUGUCUGCCAGUGAUCCCAAUUCUGCAAUAUACGUGACUGAUUCUGCGAAAGAUAUAAAGAAUAAGGUAAACAGAUAUGCAUUUUCCGGCGGGCAAGAUUCUAUAGAGAAACAUAGACAAUUAGGGGCAAAUCUCGAGGUAGAUAUACCUAUCAAAUACCUUUCUUUUUUCCUGGAAGAUGAUGCUGAACUUGAACACAUAAAGAAGGAGUAUGGAGCAGGACACAUGCUAACCGGUGAGGUGAAGCAGCGCCUAGUUCAAGUUUUGACUGAACUAGUGGAGAGACAUCGGACAGCUCGAGCUAAUGUGACUGAAGAGAUAGUGGAUGCAUUCAUGGCUGUCAGACCACUUCCCCACAUGUUUGACUGAAGAAGUUACCUUAAUCAACCCUUAUUGGCUCAAAUAUUGCUUCGAAAUCAAAUGGAUAACUGGAAUUCAUUUGUUGAACUUCAAAUUGAUUUUUCUGUUAACAUUUCUGUAUUAAGAUUUUGUGAUAGACAUAUCAAUAUUAGUUCAAAUGACAACUUCAGGUUCAGUUUUUCCUUUUGUAAGGUUUUGAGUGAUACUUAUAAAUGAUUCCAUUUUAGGACUGAUUCCUAAAAUCUAAA